Oryza sativa Japonica Group (Japanese rice) is the source of this 3492-nucleotide messenger RNA. The record is from RefSeq and is a predicted model, not a curated record. Lineage: Eukaryota; Viridiplantae; Streptophyta; Magnoliopsida; Poales; Poaceae.
CAGCAGUAGCCAGCAGCCAGCAGCCAGCAGCCAGCAAAGAAAGAAGCCAAGAAGCGCCAAAGGAGGAAGAAGACUCCUCUCUCUUCUCCUCCCUUGGCUGCAAUUGCAAUACUGCAAUACAGCAAAUCCAUAUCCAGAGAAGCGGUUGAAUUCCAGGAGCCGUGUUUGCGCAGAGAACGCAUGCUGCUUCUGGAAUCGUUUCCUGCCUACUUUUCUUCUCCUCCCGUUUGGCUGGGCGCCGCUGCUCUCUCCGCCUCAGCUCCUCCUCCUCCUCCUCGUCGCUCUCUUCCCUGUCGCGGCUGUUGCGUUUUGCCAGUUAGAGCCCGACUGCGUCGGAGCCGUGGCGGGGAUUGUUGUUGCCGGUGCCAAAAAUCUGAUCUUGGCGAAGGUUUUGGGGUGGAAAGAUUGGGUUUUCUUUGGCUGGGAUUUUCAUGGUUAUAGGAACCUGUGGCAGACAGGAUUUGGAGUUCUGAGUUUGAAGUACUUUUGAUGUGAUUCUUGGCGCUUCGGAGAUCCAUUUUUGUGGGUUUGUUGCGAGGCUCUGAAGUUUUUCGCUAUCAAAGGUGUGGAAGCAGUUUAUUUUUCCAGUACAGAAGGACUGUUAGUACUGUGGAGAUUUCGUUGGGAGCUCAAGUGUUUGUCUGAUUAGCUAAAGCUCCAAUCGUUUUGUUGAUUGAAGAAUUGAAGGUGGAGGUGUUCUUGUGGACACUGAGUCCGAAUUUUGUGUGUGAGAUCACCUGAAUUUGUUGGAGGCCGAAUGCUUAUUGCUAGGAUAAAUCUACAUUUUGGUUUCUGCAAAGACUGAAGUGGACUUGCUUGCUGGGGAGUGUGCUUGGUACGAGGAUUUGAGGAGGAGCUGUAGCUGAGGUGAAAAGAGAUCGAUGGCGUCGCUGUCAGAGAGCGAGGGGACAAAUAGGGGGAGCAUGUGGGAGCUGGAUCAGAACCUUGAUCAGCCCAUGGAUGAGGAGGCAAGCAGGCUGAAGAAUAUGUACAGAGAAAAGAAGUUUUCGUCGCUUUUGCUACUGCGGCUUGCAUUUCAGAGCCUGGGGGUGGUCUUUGGUGACUUGGGUACAUCACCAUUGUAUGUGUUCUAUAAUGCCUUUCCUCAUGGAGUAGACGAUGAAGAGGAUGUUAUUGGUGCUCUUUCCUUGAUCAUUUACACCCUUACCCUCAUUCCUCUUCUGAAGUAUGUUUUUGUUGUCUUGCGGGCAAAUGACAAUGGUCAAGGUGGCACAUUUGCUCUUUAUUCCCUGCUAUGCCGUCAUGCAAAGAUUAGCACUAUACCCAACCAACACAAGACUGAUGAGGACCUGACGACAUAUAGUCGGCAAACAUACGAGGAGAAUUCAGUAGGAGCAAAAAUUAAAAGAUGGCUAGAAGCGCAUGCAUAUAAAAGAAAUUGUCUUCUUAUUGUUGUUCUCAUUGGUACUUGUACAGCUAUUGGAGAUGGAAUCCUUACCCCUGCUAUAUCAGUUCUUUCUGCAUCAGGUGGAAUAAAAGUUCAAAAUCCGAAUAUGAGUACUGAUGUUGUUGUAAUUGUUUCCGUGAUCAUCUUAAUUGGAUUAUUUAGCAUGCAACACUAUGGUACAGACAAAGUUGGAUGGCUCUUUGCACCUAUAGUGCUCCUCUGGUUCAUUCUAAUUGGAAGUGUCGGAGCACUGAACAUACACAAAUAUAAAGGCUCUGUGCUAAAAGCAUACAAUCCAGUCUAUAUAUACCGGUAUUUCCAGCGACGAAAUUCUGAUAGCUGGGCCUCUCUUGGAGGAAUCAUGCUAAGCAUCACAGGAACUGAAGCACUAUUUGCUGAUCUAUGCCAUUUUCCUGUAUUUGCCAUUCAGAUUGCAUUCACCUUGAUUGUAUUCCCAUGCCUUCUACUGGCAUACACAGGGCAGGCUGCUUAUAUCAUUGCCCACAAGGACCAUGUUGCUGAUGCUUUUUAUCGCUCCAUUCCAGAUUCCAUAUACUGGCCAGCAUUUGUCAUAGCAACUGCAGCAGCAAUAGUUGCAAGCCAGGCCACCAUAUCUGCGACUUACUCGAUAAUAAAGCAAGCUCUUGCACUAGGCUGCUUUCCCCGUGUAAAGAUAGUGCACACCUCGAAGAAAUUCCUUGGGCAGAUCUACAUCCCUGACAUCAAUUGGGUCCUUCUAAUUCUUUGCAUUGCUGUGACUGCUGGAUUCAAGAACCAAAGUCAGAUAGGAAAUGCAUAUGGAACUGCGGUGGUUAUAGUUAUGCUAGUCACAACAUUUCUGAUGGUACCAAUAAUGUUGCUGGUGUGGAAGAGUCACUGGAUUCUAGUUGUCACCUUUAUUGUGCUUUCGUUGAUGGUGGAAAUCCCCUACUUCUCGGCCUGCUUAUUGAAGAUUGAUCAAGGUGGUUGGGUCCCACUUGUCAUUGCCACAGCCUUCUUCAUCAUCAUGUAUGUGUGGCAUUUUUGCACAGUGAAGCGGUAUGAAUUUGAGAUGCACAGCAAGGUCUCAAUGGCCUGGAUCCUUGGCCUCGGUCCGAGCCUCGGUCUGGUCAGGGUUCCAGGUAUAGGCUUUGUGUACACUGAACUGGCAAGCGGUGUCCCGCACAUCUUCUCCCACUUCAUCACCAACCUCCCUGCAAUCCACUCGGUUGUCGUCUUCGUCUGUGUGAAGUACCUUCCAGUGUACACCGUCCCGAUGGAUGAGCGGUUCCUCGUGAGGAGGAUCGGGCCAAAGAACUUCCACAUUUUCCGCUGUGUUGCGAGGUACGGGUACAAAGACCUCCACAAGAAAGAUGAGGACUUUGAGAAGAUGCUCUUCAACUGCCUCUUGUCCUUCCUGCGACUCGAGAGCAUGAUGGAGGGCUAUUCCGAUUCUGAUGACUUCAGUGUGCCGGAGCAGAGGACGGAGGGAUCCAUCAGCAAUGCAUUUCUGGCUGAGAAAACCAACAACAACACAAUGUGCUCCAAUGGUGACCUGAGCUACUCAUCACAGGACUCCAUUGUGCCAGUGCAGUCACCUCUGAGGGGGAACAGCCUACUGAGGUAUUCAAGCCAGGCCAGCCACACUGUCAGUGAUGAACUGGAGUUCCUGAACCGGUGUAAGGAUGCCGGUGUCGUCCACAUCCUCGGGAACACCAUCGUCCUCGCGAGGAGGGAUUCGGGGAUCAUCAAGAAGAUCGCGGUAAAUUACAUGUAUGCCUUCAUGAGGAAGAUCUGCAGGGAGAACAGUGUGAUCUUCAAUGUUCCCCAUGAGAGCUUGCUUAAUGUUGGCCAAAUAUAUUAUAUAUGAAACGCAUUUUCCGGCUUAAUUUGUGUAGGAGUAGGGCUCCAUGGAAGAGGGAGGGAGGCAGCUGUACAUGUUUUUUAGGGAGAAGCAACUGUAAAUUAUUAAUAAACAGUCAUUUUUCAUGGGGGGUGUAAUUAGUGAGUUGUAAAUGCAUAUGACAAAUGAAUGGAUCAGAUCGAAGCAUGAGAGAGAUCUGAAGGCUACUAUUUUCUAGAUGAUAUGACUCAAUACAUGUUAA